UUGUGAUCAGUCUGUUACUGCUGCAGCACACAUAAGGAUAAUACAAAAUGGCUGUUCAAGAUCUAGAUAAGGGAAUGCGCUGUAUUAAAUAUUUACUUUUCUCUUUCAACCUUCUAUUUGUGAUAACUGGUAUCCUGCUCAUCAUGGUUGGAACAACAAUUUAUGCUAUACAUAAUGAUUACAUAAAUUUUCUGGAGGACAAAUACUUGACACCUGCCACCUUACUUAUAGCUGUGGGAAUUAUUAUAUUUAUUGUUGCCUUCUUUGGUUGCUGUGGUGCAGUACGUGAAAGUACAUGCAUGGUAAUGGUGUUUGCUGUCCUUCUUGGAAUUAUCUUCAUAUUGGAGCUCUCAGCCAGUAUUGCUAGUUAUGUCCUCAGGGAUGGACUAGUGGACAUGUUAGUUGAAAGUAUAAAUUCUACAAUGCACGAUUAUCCAAAAGACGUCUACAUGGCACAAACAGUGGAUUACUUACAACAAACUAUGCAAUGUUGUGGUCUUGCAAGCCCAAAGGACUGGGCUGGAAUACUAACAGAAGGGGAGAACACAUUUACAACCAAUGGAACAGUAUUGCCGCAGUCAUGUGUAGCAGCUUUUGCCUCAAAUGAAACUACAACAAGUAUCUUUGCUACUGGGUGUGUGUCACGUUUGGGACUCCUGAUUAACCAAAGUGUCCUGCUGCUUGCAACAGCUGCUAUUUCAAUUGCUUUAUUACAGUUCCUUGGGAUGACUUUCGCCUGUUCUCUUGGAAAAGCUAUCAGGGCGCACAAAACAGAACGUGAGGUACGUCGUCAGGAACUCCAAGAACAGCUUAUUAAGAGCUAUUCUCUAAUUAGUAACAGUGAUCCGAAGAGGACAUUCCCUGUUGUGUACAUGGACGCAAACAGGGAGUACGACUGCUGAAACUUGCAAGAAAAACUAUAUUUGAAAAUGCAUACUAAUAAAAUAGAAUAAUAAUUUUUCAGUGCAAUGUAUAAUGUAUAUGUGUGUAAGAGUUUCCAGAGGAAUUACCAUUUUUUAUUAGGAGCUCUAGAAAUGUGUAAAAUAAAAAUACAGCUCUGACAUUAAUUAGACAUGAAGUACAUUAAACAAGGAGAUAAAAACUGAAUCUACAAUGAAGUAAAAGCACAACACUGUCAUGAAGUCAAUAAUGUGGUAACAAUUACAUAACCAUCAAGGUUACAUGGAAACUACACACAAAUUUAUCUGUAAGCUCUAAUUUACAGGACAAAUUCAUGUCAUUACCUCAUUAUCAUGAUAAAUUUAAUCGCAUUAUGAAACCAAAUCACAGGAUGAGAUGACACUACCACUAAGUUAUUACUUCUAUCUUAAGUUACAUAUAAUUAAGAUAUAUUUUUGUAUGUCCAAGUAAUGUUACCACUAAUGUUAUGAUUGGAUAUGUACAGAUAAUUAAUAAAACUGGUAUUAAAAUGAAGCAGCAGUCAAAGAGCAUCACUUGCCUUGUCAUAUUCACAGAUUUCUUGCCCAAUUUAAUUAACAAGGGAAGAAAUGAUGAUACAAUAUGAUACAGUAGUUUAUUAAAGUACAAAAAUCAAUCACUAUACCUAUUACUAAAAAUAUCAAAGUCAAAGUAGUCUCAUACUCUGAGAAUGGGCAUAGAGGAGCAGAUGCAAGAAUCCUGCAUGGCCAUUCUAGGCAAGGUCAUAGUCGAGUGGUUUGCCAUUGCCUUCCUCCGUCCUGUUAUGAAGCGUCAAAGCGUGUAUCUGCACUGUAUUGAUGACUGUGAUGAGUGCUUGUACAGUGUGGUUUUGGGUUUGUGUUGUUAUGGAUGAAGGGAUGGAAAAGAGUGAAGCUUGGUGCCAACACAGAACCUACAUCUCUCAAAUAAAACCAAGGGGGCCACUGAGCUUAAUAUCCUCAUCCAACAGAUGGACAACCAUCACGAGUGUCACAUUGCCCUCAUUUCAGACAGACAUUGCAGAGAGGUUUGGAAUUUAAUCCAGAACACUGGUGCAGAGACUGGCAAUCGGGAACUUUAUUCCAUCACUUCUCUUUCCCUUGUGAUAAAUA
Messenger RNA from Schistocerca cancellata (South American locust), 2030 nucleotides. RefSeq names its product CD63 antigen-like. Bases 48 to 902 code for a protein of 284 amino acids. NCBI's taxonomy places the organism in Eukaryota, Metazoa, Arthropoda, Insecta, Orthoptera, Acrididae. Gene Ontology annotation, cellular component: membrane. The record is from RefSeq and is a predicted model, not a curated record. The transcript is spliced from 6 exons.